AUGGGCGACUCGACGGCCCGCUCGGACGCGUCUUGCCGUCGUCAGAUUCAGCGCGCCACACCUCCCCGACCCGACGGCCCGACGACAAGUUACCAAGUAUGGAAAUUGUAUGCAGCCACGGCCCUGGCCUCCAGUCCUCCAUCAUCCUCCUCCACGCUCCUUGAAGUCCUUCCCCCUCCGACGCACAAUCAAUGUAACACUGUCUCUUUGAAAUUGCAUCCUCCCGAAUGUCGAUUGAUCACAGAUACCGAUAGCCACGAUGGCUUGACCCCAAAUCCAUCACGACUUGAGCAUGAAUGGGCCGCGCAUGUACAGUCCAUCUUAGACAAUCAUCGACCAACAGUGUAUCGCGUUGGCCGAAGGAUCGAGUUGAACAGCACGCGAGACGGGCACGAUACGUUGCACGACUCGCACGUAUUCAUUCUACUAGCCAUCCAAUUAGCGAUGCUCUGGCAUGAGGAGACGUUGGGUCUGCGAGUACACAUCAUGUCCUCGCUGUGGACCCAGAACGUCCACGCCGCGUUACCGGUCGCCCCGCGCAUCAGGACGGGUACCGUCAAGCUUGAUGGUCAGACUUGA
Fomitopsis serialis is the source of this 579-nucleotide messenger RNA. RefSeq lists its product as uncharacterized. The record is from RefSeq and is a predicted model, not a curated record. The transcript is spliced from 6 exons. Bases 1 to 579 code for a protein of 192 amino acids. NCBI's taxonomy places the organism in Eukaryota, Fungi, Basidiomycota, Agaricomycetes, Polyporales, Fomitopsidaceae.